GAAGCGAUGCAUAAGUGCCUUUCCAUCAACGAAAUCUUCUGCGUCGUCUGCGAACACCUGUCCUCGUCAGGUCCUUCGGCCGAAAGCGGAGCAUUAGUAGCACUUGCCGCUACAUGUCGCGACUUCAAAGAGCCCGCACUGGACGUGCUCUGGGCCGAACUCGAUCAUCUGGGACCUCUGAUAAUGGCGCUUCCGGAAGAUUGGUGGGAGAUGGAAUGGGAUCUUGACGACGAAGGAGAUGAAGAAAGACUACUCAUUAUCCGUCGCCCUUUGGGCAGAAAACAAUGGGAUCGCAUCCGGUACUACUCUGCUCGAGUACAGAGUCUUGAACAUAACGACCGGGUCCAGCACAAGUUUUUCGAGCGGAUUUCAUCGUCGGCCUUUACUUCGCUUAGCUUCCCUCCUCACCCUUCUUCACUGUUUCCUAACUUGGUUCGCCUGCAAUGGAAGGACACUCGUGAAGAGGUAUAUUCGUUUUUGCGCGUUAUGCUCGGUCCUAGCCUGCGGGAGCUCCACAUGGAUCUUCCCCUCAUCGACAAUCCUAGCAGUUCCAAGGUCGCACGGUCAUUUUUACACUCUAUUGGAACUCUGUGUCCAUCUCUCAGAAUUCUCUGUAUCAAUGGGCCACACGACCACCCGGACUAUGAGGAUGCUGUAUCUGACCUUGUCCUUAGUCUUGGCCAGCUAACGGAGCUCCGCUGCGGUUUCCUGAACCUUGUUGCGUUCUCUCAUCUCAACUCCUUGCAAAGUCUGAGCAUUCUCUCCGUCAUCGCGUCUCGAGGGCAGGAUUACAGUGCCCUUCCGGAAUUCUCCGUUUUCAGUGACAUGCUCGAGCUUUCGCUGCGUACGUUUGGUUCCCUCGAAGAUCUCAUGCCUUUACUCCAGCGUUUCCCUCGUCACCCGCCUUUCUCCAUGUUCUGCGCCAGGAGGUGCACCGUUGCCGAGGCGCGACGUUUCUUAGCGUAUCUCGUAAACGUCAGCAACUCUGAACGCUCAGGCAUUACCAUCGACGUGCAGGGCGGUGAUAUGGAUUGGCACGGCCAACACUUAUUCCUGUCGUUUCGCGACAUCCAGCCGCUAUCAAAGUUCAAGAACCUCGAGAUACUCGUCGUUGCUGCUGGUGUACCCAUUUCUCUCGACGACGGCGACGUUAUGGCCAUUGCCUCCUACUGGCCGCGACUGCGGGUUCUGAACUUGUGUGGCCUCACAGGCUGCGGUGGCCUCUCUAGGGUCACGCUCAAAGGGUUGCUUGCGCUUCUCAAAUACUGCCAGUAUCUGCACUUUCUUUGGAUCGCGUUCGACCCGCGGCCUAGAGAAGGCCUUUCCCGUGGCCGUCCGGGGGGAGGCGUGAUCAAUGGGCUUGCGAUGCUCGAUGUCGGAGACUCGCCGAUCGACGACCCGACGGCGGUCGCUAUGGUCUUGUCCGACGUGUGCCCUCGCAUCGAGCGGUUGGGAGGGUGGUCGGAAACGACGUGGGGAUAUGAUGCAGCGCAUGUUGAGGAGCAGCGGGCGAAGUGGAAAGAGGUUGAGAGCUUACUGGCGGCGUAUACUGCUAUUAGGAAGCAAGAACGGUUAUGGGCUCGUAUGGAGGUGAAGGGGAAGCUAGCUAACAAUGUGUAG
Molecule: messenger RNA, 1620 nt
Organism: Coniophora puteana RWD-64-598 SS2
Lineage: Eukaryota; Fungi; Basidiomycota; Agaricomycetes; Boletales; Coniophoraceae
Exons: 2
Coding region: 7-1620 (537 amino acids)
Source: RefSeq, a predicted model, not a curated record